Drosophila takahashii is the source of this 3805-nucleotide messenger RNA. RefSeq names its product V-type proton ATPase subunit Vha44 (gene Vha44). Gene Ontology annotation, molecular function: proton-transporting ATPase activity, rotational mechanism. Gene Ontology annotation, cellular component: lysosomal membrane; vacuolar proton-transporting V-type ATPase, V1 domain. Gene Ontology annotation, biological process: proton transmembrane transport. The record is from RefSeq and is a predicted model, not a curated record. NCBI's taxonomy places the organism in Eukaryota, Metazoa, Arthropoda, Insecta, Diptera, Drosophilidae.
GUCACUUUUUUCGCCAGCGCCUUUCUCACCACACAAUUUCGUUCGCAUUUGUGGGUGGCGGCGGUCGAUUUGCGCUGAUUUUUGGCAGAGAAAAACGCAGCUCGCUGUUUUCACAUAGCACAAAAAGUACACUUGUUUCGUUUGCAACCAACCGGAGCCGCUGAAAACCAUCAAGAUGAUGUCCGAAUACUGGAUUAUCUCGGCCCCUGGCGACAAGACCUGCCAGCAGACGUACGACACGAUGAACAACCUGACCAGCAAGCAACACAACCUGUGCAAUAACUACAAGUUCCAUAUACCAGACCUCAAGGUUGGAACCCUGGACCAACUGGUCGGCCUCUCCGACGAUCUGGGCAAGCUGGACACCUAUGUGGAGCAGAUCACCCGCAAGGUGGCCAACUACCUGGGCGAGGUGCUGGAGGAUCAGCGGGACAAGCUGCACGAGAACCUGAUGGCCAACAACAGUCCUGGGCCACCCGACGACAGCAUGCCGUGUCGCCACCACCAGCGCAUCAAGCAUCUCAGCCUGCGACACCAGCGAAAACACCAGCACACGCACCACCAAAACAAACCCCAACACUACCAUCACCACCACCAUCACCACCAGCUGCCGCAGGAUCUCAAGGGUAAAUCCGCAGUCAGCUCUUCUCCCGCCUGUUCUCCUCCUGCGCCACCCAAUCUUCCUGCAACCGCAACCGCAACCGCACCCGCUGCCUGUGCCUGUGCUAGCGAUGCCCCAGCCUCCGGCGGCAGCCUGACUAACCUAUCGACGGAGCCGGAGCCGGAAUUCGAUGCCGAUGCCUGUCCGUGCGACGAGUGCUUCGCCUGUGCCCCGCCGAGCACCAGUGCCACGGCCAGCACGCUCCUGGCGGAUGAGUGCUACUCGCAGACCGCCUCCUCCAUGCUGAGUGCCACCCGGUGUGCGUUGUCUACGGUGGCGGCCAUUGCCACUGGGAGCGGAUUGGGCAGCGGACCGAGCACGAGUGCAGCGGCCGCUGCAGCUGCCUCCUCCUCCUCGGGAGGCAUUGGUGGCAAUCCCGCCUCCUGCUCGACGCUCUGCUCCUCGGCAUACUUCUCCACGUCGGCGCCCACGACCAGCAGCUCGGUGCACAGCAGCAUGUCCCGCUCUAACAGCAAGCGGCUGAAUAACAACACUUGCAGCAUCAACAAUAACAAGCUCAGCUUUCGCAGCGGCAGUCAUGUGAGCCAGCUGCAUUUGGCCACGCAUCCGCAUUCGCAUGCAAAUCCUCUCCAGUCGCCCACGCAAAAGUCCCUGUCCGUGGAGGACGAACUCGAGGGCGAGGCGGCCGGAAAUGCCCCCGAAGAUGGGGAGACGGAUGAGGCGGAUCCCAAGAGUCCGCACAGUGUGCAGUCCGAUCUGUCGGACACCUUCGACUGGUGGUUCAAUAAGCCCAAGCGUAACUCUAAGAAGAGCAGUGCACAACAACAGCAACACGAGACAGCAACACCACUGACAACACCACAGCAACACCAACAGACACAACAAAACACCAACAGCAACACCAACAACAACCACAAUUACAACCUAUCCAAAGCAAUGACAUUUUGGCAUCAAGCAUCGACCACACCGCGCUCUAGUUAUCGCUCUUUCUUCAAUUCUCUUGCCGAUCAAAUUUAUAGCAAACGUUCUACACCGAGUCAAUUAAAUAUAAACAAUGGAUUUAAUUUAACACCAACACAUAGAUCGUCUCCAGUGAGUAGUUGUUGUGGCAGUAGUAGCCAGGGGCGAUCCAGUCCGGACACGGAUCCCGCCGAGCCGCCCGAGUUUCCGCUGAGUCCAGCCGAACUGCCGCAGUACUUGACCCGCUUCCAGUGGGAUAUGGCCAAGUACCCGAUCAAGCAGUCGCUGCGCAACAUCGCCGACAUUAUCUCCAAGCAGAUCGGCCAGAUCGAUGGCGAUUUGAAGACCAAGUCCCAGGCGUACAACAACCUCAAGGGAAAUCUUCAGAACCUGGAAAAGAAGAAGACUGGCAGCUUGCUGACCAGGAAUCUGGCUGAUUUGGUCAAGAAGGAGCACUUCAUCCUGGAUUCGGAGUACCUGACCACCCUGCUGGUCAUUGUACCCAAGGUCAUGGCCAACGAGUGGCUGACCAACUACGAGAAGAUCACCGACAUGAUCGUGCCCCGCUCGUCGCAGCUCAUCCAGGAGGACAGCGACUACUGUCUCUUCAACGUGACGCUCUUCAAGAAGGUGGCCGAGGAGUUCAAGCUCCAUGCCCGAGAGCGCAAGUUUAUUGUGCGCGACUUUGUCUACAACGAGGAGGAGUUGGCCGCCGGCAAGAACGAGAUGACCAAGCUGAUGACGGACAAGAAGAAGCAGUUUGGUCCCCUGGUUCGCUGGCUGAAGGUGAACUUCAGCGAGGCCUUCUGCGCCCUCAUCCACGUAAAGGCGCUGCGCGUCUUUGUGGAGUCCGUGCUGAGAUACGGCCUGCCCGUCAACUUCCAGGCCAUCUUGAUCGAGCCCAACAAGAAGAGCGUGAAGCGUCUGCGCGAUGUGCUCAACCAGCUGUACGGUCACCUGGAUGGUGCCUCCGCCGGCGGUGCUGUCAGCAGUGCUGAUAACGUGGACAUCCCCGGCCUCGGCUUUGGACAGUCCGAGUACUUCCCCUAUGUGUUCUACAAGGUCAACAUCGAUAUGGUGGAGCAGGCCAAGGUCUAAGAUCGCCCGCCGUCCGCCGACAUUGCAUACAUCCAGCCACACAAAAUACACUUUAAUACAAACCAACAAAAACCAACUUAAAAUCAGCUGAACCAUUCGCAGACAUCUAAUGAAACAAAAUUAAUAGAUUACUUUAAAUAAUUUUAGUCAUUGUUAUCUAAUUAUUGUUGUUAUUUAUGUUGCGCGUUGCCGAUAUCUGUUAAUCCAAUCAACUUCCGGUUCGAGAAAUCGAGACGCGCGUCAGCAAGUCAAACAGAAAAUUGAACAGAUCUUGUAGAACUCCCCGAUUGUUCUUUGUCCCCUCUUCAGUUCGCUAAACAGUAUUUUAUGUUUUUCUUAUGCCUUACUAUGAUUAUGAUAUGAUGAAUGAACAGAGUGUUUAACCCGUAGCCAAAUUUACACACAUUGUCGCUGAAGCCCCGGCUUUAAUUCUCCUUUUUCGUUUGUUUUUGGUAGCUAUACAAUAAACAUUUGAGUUACAUUUUGUUUUAACAAUCACUUCGUCUCGUUUCGUUCGUGCUUGUGCUCCACUUGGUAUCUGUAUCCGUGACUAACAGCAAGACAUACAAAAACAUGCCCAAAGUAAAUUUAAGCCCCAAAAUGGUGUCGCAAAUCGCAAACAAAACGUUUCCUAAGGAACUAACAAAUUUCCGAUGCAAUGGUGCGUUUCGACUAAAGACAAACUAUUAAUUAACGGAUGUAUUGUAUUUAUAAAUGUUGCCUCGAUAUCGAAAGUUUAUAAACAAAAAUCCUGCGCGCUGUUUGCAUACUAUACUAAUCGCUGAGGAGAACCGCUCGAGCAUUUCGUGGUUCUGUCUGUUCUGUUUAACCCCCGUGUGUGCGUUAACCCACUAAAAAGCGAAGAGGGUCCAGCACAUGAGAUAUGAACAAUAAUAUUCUAUUCGUAUGUAAAGUUUUUCAGUUUUUCCUAUUGCUAAAUCGAGAAUUGUGUACCGAGUUAAGCGAAACGUGAGAGAGAUACAGUAUCUAUAUAUAAAUAUUUUAAAGUUAUGCAUACUAUGUGUAAAAAAGAAACGAAAGAAACCAUGUAAAUGUCAUUGCGUUAUAUAAGGUGCAAUUAAGCCAUCCUUGUAAAUAAUUAUAAAGAAAGAAAGACAUUCCCAA